Molecule: messenger RNA, 774 nt
Organism: Rotaria sordida
Lineage: Eukaryota; Metazoa; Rotifera; Eurotatoria; Philodinida; Philodinidae
Source: the annotation of a GenBank genome assembly
AUGACGCAACCAGUAACACCAGUUCCAAUUGCAAUAAUUCAGAUCGAUCAGCCAAUGGGUGAUACUGUUGAAAAUUGGACACCACGUCCUCAUCCUCUUUCUAAUCCACAAUAUCACAUACUUCAAGGUCAAUAUUGUCGACUUGAGUUACUCAAUUCAACAAAUGAUAUCGUCAUUCAACAACUUUAUGAUGUAUUUAAACCAACUGAGGAUACUCAUUAUAAAUACUUAGGAUAUGGACCAUUUAAAGACGUGAAUGAAUUUAAACAAUUUGUCUAUAUUAAAGAACAACCUAGUAGUAAUACUGUCUUAUAUACUAUCUUUGUUAAUGAUAUACCAGUAGGAUUUAUUACUUAUUUAAGAAUUAAUCAAGAGCAUGGCACAAUUGAAAUUGGACAUGUGAAUUUCAGUCAGCAAUUAGUACGAACUCGACAAGCCACUGAAGCAAUUUUUUUGUUAUUACAGUUUGCAUUCGAUACGCUUGGUUACCGACGAGUAGAAUGGUCAUGUAAUUCUUUAAAUAUGAAGUCACGACGUGCAGCGCUGAGAUUUGGUUUUCAAUAUGAAGGUACAUGGUUGAAAGCAGAAGUUCGUAAAGGACGAUCAAGAGAUAAUUCAUGGUUUAGUAUAGUUGAUGAUGAAUGGCCACAAGUGAAGCAAGAAUUUGAGCGAUGGUUAAAUCCAGAGAAUUUCGAUAUAAAUGGACAACAAUUGACUAAAUUGAAUAGCGCUAAAGUUAAUCCACGUCGUCACAAAAUUACAGACAAUAAUUAA